AUGGUUACUUGGGCCCUACUGCUUACUCUGCUCGUGGCCGUGGCCCAGGCCCAGGUCUGCUCUGUGAAAAAGACCUUCUUCGAAGUCAAUGAGAACACGAGUCCCGGGCAGCCCCUCCUCAACAUCACCAUCCCUGAGGGCCAGCAGGUGACCCUCGGACCGUCGUCCACCCGUUUCGCAUUUCGGAUCCAGGGGACUCAGCUGUUUCUCAAUGUGACCCCGGACUACGAGGAGAACUCAAUGCUGGAAGCGGUCCUGGAGUGCAAGAGGGAUGACACUGUGGUGACCCAGCUGAAGGUGCUUGUGUCAGUGCUGGAUGUCAACGACAACCCGCCCACGUUCCCCUUUGUAGUCAAGGUCCAAAGGGUGCCAGAGGACACUAAAGUGAAUGCCCUCGUCAUCCCCGAGACCGAGCUGAAGGCCCAGGACCUCGACAAAAGUGACAUCCUGUUCUACACCCUCCAGGAAGUGACCCCGGGUGCCAGCGGCUUCUUCUCUUUGGUGGGUGCGAACCGCCCAGAGCUGCGGCUGGACCGGUCACUGGACUUCGACAGGUGGCAGAACAUGACCUUCCAGCUGCUGGUCCGGGACACGCGAGAGGAGAACGUGGAACCCAGCCACACGGCCACGGCCACCUUGGUCCUGGAGGUGCAGCCCGCCGACCUGCGACCCCCCUGGUUCCUGCCCUGCAUGUACUCUGACGGUUUUGUCUGCAUCGAAGCCCAGUACCACGGGGCUGUGCCCACAGGCCACGCACUGUCAGGACCCCUCAUCCUGCAUCCUGGGCCCAUCUACGCCGUGGACGGGGACUGGGGCAUCAAUCAACCCAUUGUGUACAGCAUCUUCAGGGGAAACGAGGACAGCUCGUUCUCCAUUGAUGCCGGCACAGGCAACCUCACCGUGACCAAGAGCAUCCCUAGCCCCAAGACCUUCCUUCUGCUGGUCAAGGGCGAGCAGGCGGAUCGCGCCAGGUACUCGGUGACCCAGGUCACGGUGGAGGCCCGGGCCGCCAGUGGGAGCCCGCCCCGCUUCCCCCAGAGCCUGUACCGUGGCACCGUGGCGCGUGGCUCUGGGGUAGGCGUGGCCAUCAAGGAUGCAGCUGCCCCCUCCCAGCCUCUGAGGAUCCGGGCCCAGGAUCCUGAGUUCCCAGACUUCAACUCGGUCAUCACGUAUCGGAUCACCAACAACUCUAACUUCAGAAUGGACGGGGAGGCUGUGCUGACUAGAGCUUCACUGGUGCACGCCGGGGUCUUCUAUGCAGAGGUUGAGGCCAGGAACACGGUGACCUCAGGCACGGCGACCGCGGUCGUGGAGGUUCGAGUCUCAGAACAGGAACCCACCCCUGCAGGCCCCCCCACUUCCCCAGAGACAGCAGGAACAACCAGAGCUUCCAGCGGCACCACGUCGGAAGCCGCCCGGCCCCCUGAGCCCUCUCGGGGGUCCUCCACGACCAGCUCUGGGGGGGACAGCGGCCCGCACCCCUCCUCCACGACCAGCUCUGGGGGGGACAGCGGCCCGCACCCCUCCUCCACGACCAGCUCUGGGGGGGACAGCGGCCCGCACCCCUCCUCCACGACCAGCUCUGGGGGGGACAGCGGCCCGCACCCCUCCUCCACGACCAGCUCUGGGGGGGACAGCGGCCUGCACCCCUCCUCAGGCACAACUCUGAGGCCUCCGGCCUCCUCCACGCCUGGGGGGCCCCCCAGUGCGGGAACCAGCCCCUCCCCGCCAUCAGCCUCUCCCAGCGGGGGCUCAGCACAGACCUCGAAGCCAGGAACCUAUCUGCCAAUGUCCCCUGGGCCCAGCAGGACCCUCCGGCCCGCAGGGACGCCUGGGACCGGAGGAAGCAGUCCAGGCAUAGACCACGUUGAGGGCCGGCGCUUCUCGGUGGUGGAGAUGGCGGCGCUGGGAGGGGUGCUGAGUGCACUGCUUCUUCUGGCUCUGAUCGCCCUCACAGUCCUCGUCCACAAGCACUAUGGCCACCGACUCAAGUGCUGCUGUGGCAAAGCGCUGGAGCCCCAGCCCCAAGGCUUUGACAACCAGGCCUUCCUCAACAACCCCGACGAGGCCAGCUGGGCGCCGGCUCCUAGCCCCUCAUCCAGUCCCGUCCCGCCGGCUCCCCCAGAGCCUGCACCCCCAGAACCCAAGCCCCCCAGCCCGGAGACCUUCCGCCGAGUCCCUGAGUCCCCCGCGGUGGCCCUGGAUGGGGACGGCCCGGCAGCUGUGAGGUCCAUCCUGACCAAGGAGCGGCGGCCUGAGGGUGGCUACAAGGCGGUGUGGUUUGGCGAGGACAUCGGGGCCGAGGCCGACGUGGUGGUCCUCAACACGCCUGCCUCGGAAGUGGACGGUGCUGGCGACGAGGGCAGCGAAGGCAGCGGGGACGAGGGCGCAGAGGCGGGCCCGCGCGGGGGUGCCCAGGACGCGCCUGGCUCCAACUCCGUCUACCUCUAG
Mesoplodon densirostris (Blainville's beaked whale) is the source of this 2451-nucleotide messenger RNA. It is a transcript of the gene CDHR5, whose product is annotated as cadherin related family member 5. Gene Ontology annotation, molecular function: calcium ion binding. Bases 1 to 2451 code for a protein of 816 amino acids. The record is from RefSeq and is a predicted model, not a curated record. Gene Ontology annotation, biological process: homophilic cell-cell adhesion. Lineage: Eukaryota; Metazoa; Chordata; Mammalia; Artiodactyla; Ziphiidae. Gene Ontology annotation, cellular component: plasma membrane. The transcript has 15 exons.